Molecule: messenger RNA, 1536 nt
Organism: Rhodotorula toruloides NP11
Lineage: Eukaryota; Fungi; Basidiomycota; Microbotryomycetes; Sporidiobolales; Sporidiobolaceae
Exons: 8
Coding region: 1-1536 (511 amino acids)
Source: RefSeq, a predicted model, not a curated record
AUGGACGCCAUUGCGCAGGUCAAGAACGAGGCUCAGCUUGAGAUCCUCCUCGCUGGCUCACUGUCACUCAUUCCAGCGGGCGUGAAUCGAUGGGGCUAUGUACGAGAACAGCUCGCGGACCUGGCGCUGACGAAGCAGCCCAAGUCGGCCACGAUCUUUCUGAUUCUCGCCAGCGCGCUUGCGGCCCUCGCCGUCCUCCUCAUCGCUCUGGUCUGGACAAUCCGCUGGCGCAAAGGCUCGUUCUGGCUCGUCCGCCUCGCUCGCAUCCGCUCCGGCGAACCCUACGUCCUCUUCCACUACGCCUUCGCAUGGAGCGCAUGUGCGUCGUUCAUGCUGCUCGCGUUUCAGGGGUACUUGUGGGAGGUCUAUCAGACGCAGCAUCGACGGCCACAGUAUGACUUCAUGCUUUGGGUGGUCUUCUGCUGGAUGCCUGGCUGCAUCGCGGUCAUCGUCGCCUGCUGGACAUUGACGACGACCUACAUCCUCCACAUCAAGACCUACGCCUCAUCGAACGACUUUCGCUUCUACUCGUCGUCUCGCUUCGUCGUUGGCGUCUUCCUCACUCUCGUCAUCGGCCACAUCGCCAGCGUCAUUCCUUUCGCCUACUUUUGCAACCGCUACUACCGCCUCAUGACGACGCACUGGCUUGACGCCGACGCACUCCUCGCCUACGCCGAACUCCAAUAUACCUCGAACCCGUCAAGCAUGUCGUCGGCGACAGUCGUGCACGACAUCGCACCGCACCUCUUCAUCGUCAUGCAGAGCGUGACAAGCCUGAUCUACUGGAUGCGACGCGCCUUCAUCGUCUAUUCCGCCUGGUCGCUCUCACUCGGCUUGCUCUUCGCCACAAUCGGUCUCGUCUAUAUUCGUGCCUUGCGCAGGUCGUUGAACGACUUCAAGAACAAGAGUCCGACUGCGAGCGAUGUCUUCAGCAGAACCCUGAGGAACGUGUCGAUUCUUACGGCGGGCUUCUUUGGGUUCGUUGUGAUCGUUUCGGCCAACGCCGUCUGGGUCGCCGCGCUCGCCAAGCAGGUCUUGACUUCGGGCCGCGUAACGGAGCUUUCGAUCCUCGUACCUACCCUCACCACGAUAGCCGGCUCGCUCCUCCUUGCCGUCAUCCUCCUCAUCCAGUCCCUCACCGCACCCUCCGUCUACUCCGCCUCGCCGACCCGCUCCUUCCCGUCAACCCAGAAGAACCCCUACGGCAACCUCUCCCGACACUACGCGCAAUUCGCCCUCGCCGCCUCUGAACGCUUCCCCGUCUUCGGCACCGGCACCCUCGCGGAAGACGCAUUGCCGACCGAAGUACCCUUCGAGAACCUCGAGUUGCAAGCCGCGGUGCCGCAGCGUAUGCGGACUCGAUCGGGAACCGGAUCGACGGCGGAGUUUGGAGAAAGGGGAGGAGCGGUGGAGGGGAUUGUGGUCAGUCGGAAGCAGGAGGUGACGGUUGUUUCGCUUCCGCGGGACGAGGAGAAGGAUGGGGUUGUUCCGGAGUGGAGGAGCGAGGAGUAUAGUCCGAUGGAGGAGAAGUAUUAG